This is a messenger RNA of Andrographis paniculata, 2205 nucleotides long. RefSeq lists its product as uncharacterized. Lineage: Eukaryota; Viridiplantae; Streptophyta; Magnoliopsida; Lamiales; Acanthaceae. The coding region runs from base 678 to 1844 and encodes 388 amino acids. The transcript has a single exon. The record is from RefSeq and is a predicted model, not a curated record.
UCCUCUCUUCUCCUGGAUCGAUCGCCACUGUAUCAUCUCCUACCCGAACCUUCCUUCCUUCCUUCCUUCCAUGUCCAUUUCUUUCUUUAACUCUGUCCACCUUUAAUCAAUCAAUUCAUUCAUUCCUCUUUAAUUUAAUUUCUUCAGCUUAAUUCCAUCUCAUCCAUCCAUCCAAUUUCUAGAGAGCAGCUUCCUUCAAGCUUCCUCCACCUUCAUUUAUUUAUUUCUUUAUUUACUAUUAAUCUCACCUCCUUUCCUUCUUCUUCUUCUUCCUCUUCUCUCCUCCCUCGAAACCCUACUUUUAUUUUUCUGCUGCAGCUGCUUCAGAUCCAUCCAUCAAUGUUUCAUGAUCCACCACCACUUUUCGUUUUUUGAAUUGAGAUCCAAUCCUAUCCCAUCCGAUCCAUCGUCGUUGUUAUGGACCAGUUGCUCAGACUACCGCUGCUGAUCUUAUUUUAGAUUUUAUCUCAUCAGAUCAGAUCAGAUCAUUAUCCAUCCACUUAGCUACCUAGCUACCCAGCUGUUUCCAUUUUUCAUGCAACUUUUUAUGGGCUUGCUUUGCUUGCUACUCUAAUUAACUAAUAUUUUAUUAUUUCUAUAUACAUAUAUAUAUAUAUAUAUAUUAUUCCUUUCCUUUCCUUCCCAAUUCUCAUACUCAGAUUUUCCUCUCCGUGGCUAUGGAGUCUGCCAAUAGUGGGAGCACUACUGUCAGAGAUCAUGAUACCCAUAACCACGAUUUUCCAGAUUCCAUCUCACCCACUCAUCAUCAGCAGCAGCAGCAGCUUCAGUUUCUUCUUUCUCCUCAUCAUCACCAAAACCCCAAUUUCUUCGACAACAAUAAUCUUCACACCAGUAUUCCCAAUACCAACCACAAUAGCAGUAACACUAAUCAUCAUCUCCUUUGGAAUAAUAAUAAUAAUAACAGUAGAUCUGUGGGACGAUCCGACGCCAAUUUUCCCUACUUCGGAACCCUAAUGUCUCCUCCUCCACCGCCGCCGCCGACUGCACCCGAUCCGACGGCUACACUGCAGGCCACGUUCCCCGCCCCGUCUUCCUCCAUAGAUCAUUCCCAACGCCCGUCGCCGAACGCCGCCGUAAAAAAUCCGAAGAAGCGGACACGCGCCUCCCGCCGGGCGCCGACCACCGUCCUGACCACCGACGUCACCAAUUUCAGGCAAAUGGUGCAGGAGUUCACCGGAAUCCCCGCCUCCCCAUUCUCCGCAGCCUCCCCUUAUUCUAGAAGCUUCGAUCUGUUCUCCAACCCCUCAGCGGCGGCGCUGCGGACCGGAGGCGGAUUUCCGUACUCUUUCCGGCCACUGCAGUACCCGCCGCGACCUAAUCCGUCCAAGCUUCCAUCGCCGUUUUCUUCUUCCAAUUCCAUAUCUGGUAACAGCAAUAAUCCAAACGAAGAAAUGAACUACACGAGCAAUUAUCAUCUACUCAAUCAUCUACAGCAGCAGCGGAAUAACAGCAUCAAUAUUCCUCUCCAAUUGGGGGCGGCCAUGAAUUUGGGCAAUCUGAGUGGAUUCCUGAGCAGGGAAAGCACCACGUUUGAUGGCGACGGAAGAAGAUGGAAAAGCGGAUCAGAAUUAACAGUGGCGAGGAAUAUCAAUGCUGGCGGAAUUGAAGAACCUCCUGCAGCUGCAGGGAAUCACAACGUGGUGGGAUUCGACGACGGCCGCGGCACUGGUAGAGGAGCGCCGUUGAGUGGUGGCGCCGCCGCAGCCUACAAUUUGAAUACAGCGGAGAAAGGCAUGGACAAUGAUAAUGCAGCUGCAGCAGGCGGCUCCGCCGCCGCCGCCGGCGAAGGUACCGUAGGCUCGUGGAUGUGUACUUCUCAUUGAUUGAUUUUUAUAUACAACAGAUAGAUACAUACACACUAUAUUAUAAUAAUUAUUAUUUUUCAUUAUAUAUUAUUAUUAUUUGGUUUUUUUGGUGUCGUAAAGUAUGAUAAUUACAAUAAUUAUUUUUACAGGAUUGAUUGAUUAUAGUAUAGGGCUUUAUGUAUACAUACAGUUAUAGAUAUACAUACGUACGGAUACGUAUGUAUAGGAAUUCCCCUUUUUUUUUUUUUAAGGGACUGUUUUAUAAUAUUAUAAUUUGGGAUACUUAUUAUAAGUAUUAAUAAUUAGCUUGUGAUUUAUUAAUUAUUUAAUUAAUUCCUUGUAUAUUCCUGAUAAAUUGCAAUCACGUUGCAUUUAUUUU